Messenger RNA from Morchella importuna, 1266 nucleotides. RefSeq lists its product as uncharacterized. Lineage: Eukaryota; Fungi; Ascomycota; Pezizomycetes; Pezizales; Morchellaceae. The transcript has 2 exons. Gene Ontology annotation, molecular function: pyridoxal phosphate binding; transaminase activity. Bases 1 to 1266 code for a protein of 421 amino acids. The record is from RefSeq and is a predicted model, not a curated record.
AUGUUCACCGCACUCUCCACUGCCGUAGAAGCUCUCAAAACCCACUACACCACCUCCAACCCCAUCUCGCACGCCCAACACAACUCCCGCCUCUCCCAUCUUCCCGCCGGCAAUACCCGCUCCCUCCUCUCCUACCCGCCAUUCCCGCUCUGUGUCCGCUCCGCCGCCGGCGCAACCAUCACCUCCGUCGACGGCGCCGCCUACACCGACUUCCUUUGCGAAUAUAGCGCCGGCCUCUUUGGUCACUCGCACCCCGUGAUUCUAGCCGCGCUCCGCAAUGCACUCGACAAUGGCGUCAACUUUGGCGCCGUGAACGAGCUCGAGGGCGAGCUCGCGGCGGCCCUGCGCGCCCGCUUCGAAGUGGACAAGAUCCGCUUCACCAAUUCGGCGACGGAGGCGAGCAUCAUGGCGCUGGCGGUGGCGAAGGUAUAUACCGGGCGGAAAAAGAUUCUUGUUUUCUCCGGCGGCUACCACGGCGGCCCACUGGGCUUUGCAGGCGGCGUCUCAGCACCACACAACAUUCCGCACGAAUAUGUAAUCGCACCAUACGACGACAUCCCCCGCACUGCCGCACAGCUCUCGCAGCUCCCGCCAGACACACUCGCCGCAGUGCUAGUGGAGCCCAUGCUCGGCUCUGGUGGGUGCAUCCCGGCCUCCAUCGAGUUCCUACAAUACCUCCGGACGGCCGCGACAGAGCUCGGGGCGGUGCUAAUCUUUGACGAGGCGAUGACAUCGCGGCUGCACUGGGGCGGGCUGCAGAAGAAGCUAGACAUCAAGCCGGACAUGACAGUGCUGGGAAAGUAUCUCGCUGGCGGAAUGAGCUUUGGCGCGUUUGGCGGGCGCGGGGAGAUCAUGGAGCUGUUUAGCGGCCGGUUGACGCACGCGGGGACGUUCAACAACAAUGUCCUCAGCAUGGCGGGCGGGGUUGCCGCGGGGCUGUUGACGGCGCAGAUUCUGGAUGCCAUGAAUGUGCUUGGUGAUGAGAUGCGGGUGAAAGUUGAAGGUGUGCUGGAGGGCAAGACGGGCGGGAAGGUGGGCAUCAGUGGGAUGGGGAGCUUGAUGGCUUUCAAGUAUUCGGGGAGGGACGAGGUGGAGACGGGGCUGGUGAGGGAGUUGAUGUUUUUUCAUCUGUUGGGGGAGGGGCUGUAUAUUGCGUAUCGCGGGUUCAUGUCGUUGAGUAUUGUGCAUGAGAGGAGCCAUGUGGAUGCGUUUGUGGGCGCGGUGGAGAGGUUUGUGAAGAAGUAUGGCGAGAUGCUGCGGGAGUGA